GCGUUCCAAGUUAGGCGGAAAUAGAAACCCUUCUUUUCUCUAUUUAAGCGCGCCAACAAGGACUCUUACAGGAGGUCUAUCUGUACUUCAUUCACAGACGCACCACACUGCCUGUUUUCCUCUUUCCACCGUCUCUCCUAUUGUCCUGAAAAAAUGCCAGAGGAAACGUCCACCGCGUCCAGCUCUGGGAGUGUGGAGGAGAAGCCGUGCUCAUCAUCAUCAUCAUCAGCUGCUGCAGACAGCUCUGUGGACGUCAUGGAGGAGGCAAAGAAACUGAUUGGCACGGGGAACAGACAUCUAGUGAUGGGAGACAUUGUCUCUGCUGUUGGUGUUUUCCAGGAAGCCUGUAGCAUGCUGGCGGCGAAGUAUGGGGACACUGCAGAUGAGUGUGGAGAGGCCCUCUUCCUGUGUGGGAAGUCCCUACUGGAGCUUGCCAGAAUGGAGAACAGUGUACUUGGUAAUGCCCUGGAGGGAGUCCCAGAAGAAUCGGAGGAAGAGGAGCAGCCUAACUCAAAUAUUGAGAGUGCCAACAACCUUGAUGAUGAUGACGAUGAUGAUGAUGACGAUGAUGAUGAUGAUGACGAGGAGGAUGGAGAAAAAAAUGGACAAGAUAAAGAUGAGGAGGAAGUUGGGAAUUUGCAGUUGGCCUGGGAGAUGCUGGAGGUGGCUAAAGUCAUCUUUAAAAGAAAGGAGAGCAAAGACGAGCAGCUGAUGGCAGCCCAGGCAUAUCUGAAACUCGGAGAAGUCAGUACUGAAUCAGGUAACUACCCCCAGGCUCUAGAAGACUUCCAGGAAUGUCUUACCCUGCAGCUGAAGCACUUGUCUCCCCACAGUCGUCUCCUGGCUGAGACCCACUACCAUGUCGCCGCCACACUGUGCUACAUGGACCAGUACAGCCAGGCCAUCCAGCACUACAACAGCUCCAUAAAAGUCAUCGAGACCCGUCUGGCCAUGUUGCAGGAGGUGAUAGAUGCAGCAGAUGGAGCAGCAGAAGAGAAGAAUGAGAUGGAGGAGCUGAAGCAGCUUCUGCCAGACAUCAGGGAAAAGGUGGAGGAUGCCAAGGAGAGCCAGAGAACUGCCAGCACUGCCUCCCAGGCCAUCCAGCAAACACUAGGCGGUGCCUCGACCUCAACAGCAUUCCUAUGUGAAAACGGGGGCCCAUCAUCAUCAGCAUUUGCAACAGCCAGCCAGAUUCCAGUUAAAUCAUCUGACAGCGCUUCAUCUUCCAAAGCAGUCUCAGACAUCUCCCACCUUGUCAGGAAAAAGAGGAAACCAGAGGAGGAGAGCCCAGUAAAGGACACUGAUGCUAAACAAGCGAAACAGGAAGCCACAGUUAAUGGCAGCGGUGACUCUAGUGCCAGCAACGGCAAUGGAGUCCAGGAGGGAAAAUCACAGGAGCCUGCCAACCAGUCAGCCUCUGUCCAGUCUUCAGCGUGACGUACCAUGUCUCUUUCCUGAUCUUCAAAACCAGCACAGCAUGCCUGUCCAGCCCCUCUCCACCCUCAGCAAUUUUGUUUUGUAAAUAAGAUCCAUUUUCAUAGAUUUGUCUGUCCAGUUUUGUAUACUUGUAGUAAAAGAAAAUAAAGAAUUUGCAGAUGUAAA
This is a messenger RNA of Seriola aureovittata, 1602 nucleotides long. Its product is annotated as nuclear autoantigenic sperm protein-like. Gene Ontology annotation, cellular component: nucleoplasm. The record is from RefSeq and is a predicted model, not a curated record. Gene Ontology annotation, biological process: CENP-A containing chromatin assembly; DNA replication-dependent chromatin assembly. Gene Ontology annotation, molecular function: histone binding. NCBI's taxonomy places the organism in Eukaryota, Metazoa, Chordata, Actinopteri, Carangiformes, Carangidae. Bases 154 to 1437 code for a protein of 427 amino acids. The transcript is spliced from 14 exons.